Molecule: messenger RNA, 1077 nt
Organism: Esox lucius (northern pike)
Lineage: Eukaryota; Metazoa; Chordata; Actinopteri; Esociformes; Esocidae
Gene: mrpl14
Product: mitochondrial ribosomal protein L14
Biological process (GO): translation
Cellular component (GO): mitochondrion; ribosome
Molecular function (GO): structural constituent of ribosome
Source: RefSeq, marked provisional
GGUGACGCAUUUGACAUUAGCAUGGAGUGUUCUUGAAAAGUAGCUAGCUGGCUAGUAAGGGUCCAAACAUGGUUCUUAUUUCAAGAUCCUUCACUGGGUUCCUCACACAACUGUCUUCACUGACACAUCACAAUGCUUUCAGUGUGUCAGCAGCCGCGGCGGCCAUCCAGAAGAUGACCAGAGUGCGGGUUGUUGACAACAGCCCUCAAGGAACCACCCCGUGGCAUCGUGCCCCUAGAGUCAUCCACGUUUACACCAAGAACGGAGUGGGCAAAGUGGGGGACAGGGUCCUACUGGCUAUCAAAGGUGGGAAGAAGAAGGCACUCAUCGUUGGGCACAAGAUGCCCGGGGAGCGGAUGAACCCCCGUUUUGACUCAAACAAUGUCGUCCUGAUUGAAGACAACGGCAACCCAACCGGAACUAGAAUCAAGGUCCCGCUACCGACACACUUGCGCAAGAUGGAAGGGGAAUAUUCCAAACUGUUAGCCAUUGCAAGCAGGUUUGUGUAGUAGCAGCGGUUCUUCAGUAGCUGCCUGGUACUUGUACUGUCUCUGCCACUCCUAUAGGGUCAUUGUCAAAACUAAAUAUGAUAAUGGCUGUAGGCGUUGACACUGUCUGACAGAUCUAGAACCAGGUUUGUGUUAGUACUGGAGGUGUCUGCCCUCACUCAGUCAUAAUGUUGUGAUUAAACACGUUAUUAUGGCCAUGCUAUCAAAUGGACAGCUGUCUCGAACCAGGAUUGUCAUGUUAGGGCCUGCAGUUGCAUGGUAUUGCAGAUGUGAAUAACUUUCAUUAAAAAGAGAGAAACAUAUUUUGUUUUUUUAAUAAAGCCAAUUUUAAUGAGUGUGAUAUUUCUCAGGGGGUAGCCUAGAAUGAGACAACUGUUUUGGCCCAGGGUCAUCUCCACCUUGUUCAGUAUCAAGGGGAUUGACUCUCAAACACGUCAUGGAAGAAUGAGUCAGUAGCUCUGAGGUUGACUUCUCCAGGUAGGCGCUAUAACACCUUUACCAUCAGGACCUGCUUAAUGUAAUUUGUGUGCAAGUAAAAACAGGACAGAAAUUAAAUGCCUCGUAAUUU